CGGAGUCAGAAAUUUCAUAGAGACAUUUGCAUCCUCCCUCACCACUCAAAGUUCCGUUGUAAUCAUAAGCUCACAGCCACUACUCUCGACUAGUCUUACUACUGUGCGCCCCAUCGACAGAAUGACUAGUAACACCUCAUCUCGAGUGACACCUCGGCCCAGUGAGCUUCCAGAUGCAAAACGUGACGCUAUCAGGGCCUUCGAAGUUUUGAAAAACGGCGGCGUCAUCAUUGGCCCAACCGAUGUCGGAUACGGCAUGAUGGCCGCAAGCGUCGAUGCGAUCGAGCGUAUCUUUACCGCUAAGAGGCGUAAAGCAGGACAUUCCAUGGGCGUCAUCGGAACAUACGACCUUCUCACGCGACUAUAUGAUCUUCCAGAUGGGAAAUACACCAUCGUUCGAACAUUUACGGAAGAAUUAGGUUUGACAGUUGCUUUCGUUGGAAAAAUGAAAGAGUCAGCGGCAGAACUUAUUCCGAAUGUCGAGCGGGUCGUAAAGAAUGGUACUUUAGGUUUCGCCAUAGGGGAAGGUCCUUUUUCACGUGAACUUGCGCGGCUAAACGAUGAGAAUGGUUUAGUGAUGGUGGGCAGCAGUGCCAACUUGACGGAUCAGGGGCAGAAAUUUCGAGUUGAAGACAUUGAGCCUGAGAUUAUUAAAGCAGCUGAUUUGGUUGUUAACUAUGGUCGACAGAAGUGGCACUUGUAUGGAAGAGCUGGGACUAUCUUGGACCUGGAUAAUGAAGGUGUCUUGCGGAUUGGGGCAAACUAUGAGAAUAGAAGGGAGAAGCUGAUUGAUUUGUUUGGAUGGGCUGUUCCAGAAGAUCCGGACUAUGAUAUGACUGGGAAGAAGACGGUUGGCUUUUAAAUCAAGGCGAGUUCUGAUAGCCGAAACUUAUAGCACAGAACAUUGAAGGAAAAUGCGAGAUGAUUAC
Messenger RNA from Fusarium oxysporum Fo47, 929 nucleotides. Its product is annotated as DHBP synthase RibB-like alpha/beta domain-containing protein. Bases 122 to 862 code for a protein of 246 amino acids. Lineage: Eukaryota; Fungi; Ascomycota; Sordariomycetes; Hypocreales; Nectriaceae. The record is from RefSeq and is a predicted model, not a curated record. The transcript has a single exon. Gene Ontology annotation, biological process: regulation of translational fidelity. Gene Ontology annotation, molecular function: double-stranded RNA binding; nucleotidyltransferase activity; tRNA binding. Gene Ontology annotation, cellular component: cytoplasm.